Messenger RNA from Etheostoma cragini (Arkansas darter), 1583 nucleotides. RefSeq names its product arrestin domain-containing protein 3-like. NCBI's taxonomy places the organism in Eukaryota, Metazoa, Chordata, Actinopteri, Perciformes, Percidae. Bases 84 to 1346 code for a protein of 420 amino acids. The record is from RefSeq and is a predicted model, not a curated record. Gene Ontology annotation, biological process: protein transport. Gene Ontology annotation, cellular component: plasma membrane; cytoplasm. The transcript has 6 exons.
CGCCCAGUUGCCAAGGCAGAGAGUCCAAGUGUCGUACUGUUCAGCCACAAGUUUGGGAAGCGUGGUUGGCCGAUAGAUCUAAAAUGUCUCCGAUUAAGGACCUAUGCCUGGCUUGUGAGGCUCUCAACAAAGAGGAGACUUUUUCUGAAGGAGACACUAUCACAGGCACAGUCACUUUUACUUUGGCGAAAGAAACCAAAGUUAAAAGUGUGGUGGUGAAAGCGAAAGGGGACGCGAACGUCAGCUGGUCGGAAGGCAGCGGAGACGACCAGACAACUUACACGGCGCACAAGAGAUACUUUAAACUUAAAGAGUACUUAGUUGCAGAAAAUUCCAAAGGCACUGUUCUUCCCCAAGGGCUCCAUUGCUUUAAGUUCAGGUUUAACAUUCCCCAGGGGAAUAUGCCAUCAUCCUUCAAGGGGUUUCAUGGAAGGAUUGUCUACAUGCUUGAAGCCAAGGUGCCCAGGGGCUGGCUGAGGACUUCUCAAGUACAAAAAGAGCUCAAUUUCGUUUCAAAGUCCUUUUUACCCCUUAGCCAAGUAAUGUGUCCCCAAUCUGGUUCCAUGGUUAAAGAAAUUGGGGUUUUCUCCAAAGGACAGGUCCAAAUCUCUGCUACCGUCAACACGAAGGUUUGCUCUCCAGGGGACACUUUAUCGGUUGUUGCCGAGAUUUGCAACUCCUCUUCCAAAAAAGUGAAGCCCAAAUUCCGUUUAGAGCAGAAGACAGUGUACCGCGCCAGUGGCUCCACCAAUUCUUCUGUCAAAACGCUAUGCAAAAUAGUUGGAGAGACUAUCCCACUGAACUCAGAGGAAACUGUCUCCUGCCAGUUGACGAUUCCUGCCAAUGCCAUUCCCACACUCCAGCAUUGUGAAAUCAUCUCAGUUGACCAUUACCUCAAGGUGUAUUUGGAUAUCAGCUUUGCCAUUGACCCAGAGGUGGUGUUUCCGCUGGUCAUAGUUCCUUCUAGCUUUGCCCGGGGGAUCAGCGACUUCCCCCCCCCUGUGGUGUCUAUGGGUCCCUAUCCAGCUGGGGCUAUUGGGGCCCCAAGUUACAGCGACUUCCCUCCCCCUGCUUUUCCUAUUGGUCCUUAUCCUGUACCUGCAGGUUCAGGUGCUUAUGGGUACCCAGCACCAGUUCCCACUCAAAGUGGAACCAUAAGUGGCUGUGAUAAUCAAUGGCCACAACAGGCCCCUCCAUUUGGUUUCCCAACCGCAGCUCCAUCUUUAAUGCAGCAACAAGCCCCUACAGCUCCACCUCUAGGAGAAGAAGAUCCUCCCUCUUAUAUGUCCCUUUUUUACCCUUCUCAAGACACUCUCGGUAGGACUGGGUCAGAGCACAAAAGCUGAGCUUCAAAAAGAACACAAAUCUCCCUCCAGACUGUUUAGAAUUGGUCUGAAAGACAUACCAAAUUGUUGGAAAUGUAAGACACAGGACGGCCAACGAAUUCAUGUCCUAUUGUUCUGUGAUAAAGUCUGGGAAUUUUAGACCGGGAUACAUAAUAACCUAUGUUGGAUUGCAGGGACUUCCAUUCAUCAGUCAGUUGUAUUUUUUGUAUUUUGUAAAUUAAUAAAAAAGUUGUUAAU